Plasmodium gonderi is the source of this 744-nucleotide messenger RNA. RefSeq names its product variable surface protein. The annotation marks the transcript as partial. Lineage: Eukaryota; Apicomplexa; Aconoidasida; Haemosporida; Plasmodiidae. The record is from RefSeq and is a predicted model, not a curated record. The transcript has 3 exons.
AUGAUCGAUAAUAAUUCUGUAAAUCAGAGCUUGUAUUUUUAUAGUAAUUUUAAGAAUAUAUUUACCAAUUAUGAAGAUGGAUACAAAGUAAUUCAAAGUAUUUAUAGUAAUAGAAAUGGCCAUGGGAUGCUGGGUUAUUAUGUUCACACUUUUUGUUGGGGAUUUAUUCGUAAAAUAAAAGAGACAAAUGGAGGCAUCAUUAAUGGAUUUCUUACACCUUGUAUGCAAAUUGGUCGUUAUUUAUAUUAUAUACAAAUAUUAGAUGAUCUAAUAGAUAAAAUACCAAACUGUAUAUUCUUCUGUUACAAACUAAGAAACGAACUAGUAAAAUAUUUCGAUGAUACUAAAGUUAUUGAGGAUUUGUACAAAAAUUAUGAGGAUUUUCCGGAUAAUAAGCCUAAAGAUUUCGAAACAUUUAUUCAGGUAUGUCCAAAAUUUGCUGAUUAUCCUGAUAAUUUUGAAAAAUAUAUGAAUUUCUUAAUAAAUUGUAAAUAUGUAGAAAACAGUAACUUUAAAAACAUGCUUGAAGAUAUUAAAAAUUCAUAUUAUGAAAAAUGCCCUAAGGAUAUUAUAAAUUUGGUUACUUCUGUGAUGGUAACAGAAACACGUGAUAUUUCAGACAAGAGCACAAUUGAGAAUAGAAACAAUAUAGGAGGAACAAACACAAAAGGUGUGCCUAAUGAAGAAACAACUGCAUUGAGAAUGAAACUACCUGUUACAGAUACAAUGACAGAAACAAUUACA